GCGGCGGCCCGGGCGCCAGCGAGCGAGCGAGCGAGCGAAGGGAGUGAGAGAGCUACAGAGAGAGAGAGAGAGGAGAGAGAGGCAAGCGCGGCGAGCACCGACAGGAGGCGAGCACCAGCAUGGCGGGGCUCCGACGCCCGCAGCCCAGCGGCUGCUGCCGCACCGCCGCGGCCGUGAACCUCCUGCUGGGCGUCUUCCAGGUCCUGCUGCCCUGCUGUCGCCCGGGAGGGGCUCAGGGACAAGCGAUUGAGCCCUUGCCGAACGUGGUGGAGCUGUGGCAAGCAGAAGAAGGGGAACUCCUGCUGCCCACUCAGGGUGAUUCUGAAGAGGAUGUGGAGGAGCCUUCUCAAGAACAGAGAUUGGGGAUGGCUUUGGGGAGGAAGACCAUGUAGGCACGUUACCAUUGUCAUCUGUCAUAUGAAUGGUAUGUUCUGCAGCGUGACUUCUCACUUGGAUAUUGGCCUCAAUCAGCGGGCAAGGUACUAUCUGUCAGGUUUCUCCAUGGUAAGAUUUCUUUACUUUCUACCUCUUUCAUACUGCACUCUUUGAAAUUAAAUCAUUAAGUGAAUUAAGCUGCAGCAACACAGAUUGUUUGAAAUUUUUCUGGUGUGGGAGAUUUGUCUGUUCUUACUUAUUCAUUCAGUCAUUUAUUUGUAUUAGUUUGGGCCGGUGAAUAUUCAUACUUUGAGUUAUAAUCCUGUACUUAGUUUGUCCUGCUAUGUCUAUCCUUAAUCUUAUUUAUGACCUUUUUUUUCCCGGUACCGGGGCUUGAACUUGGGGCCUAUACCUUGAGCCACUCCACCAGCCCUUUUUUGUGUUGGGUAUUUUUCAAGAUAGGGUCUCUUGAACUGUUUGCCCAAGCUGGCCAGCAAUCCUCCUGAUCUUUGCCUCCUGAGUAGCUAGGAUUACAGGCAUGAGCCACCAGUGACCAGCUUAUUUAUGAACAUAUUAAUAUCUCCUUAAACCUACUUAAAAAGCUUUUUGUGAUUUUAAUUCUAAGAACUACCCCACAAUGCCAACUUUAAUGAUAGGUGCUCUUGAAGUCAAUGGAGCCGCCAUCUAUCAGUUGAACAAAACAAAUACCUCGUCACGAACUCAUGGAGAAGCCAUUGCUAACUUGGAACAAGGGAGAUAAAUUGGACUAUGAAAUAGUCUCCAUGUGUUCCCCCAAAAGCACAGGUGGCACUGCCGCCUAUCACUAGCGAGAAUCUAGAUGGUGAAGGAGUGUCGGUGUUUCACCCCCAGGACUGACUGCCUGAGGUGGGGCGGACCCAGACCACUGCUGAUCUGGGUGGAGGCCCCUAGAGUGGCUUGCCUGUUACCUCAGACACAGUUGGGGAAGCUUUUUGGGUAAUUGGCCUCAUUGAAGAUAUUGUUUAUAUUAUCUUGACUUCAUCUGCAGAUGCUCUGUAAUUGUAUUUGGUUGUAAGCCAGGAAAGCAUUAUUUGAAAACUUUCUUUCCUCUUUCCUCUCCAUCCCCCCUUUCUCCUGGGUGUUCUCAGAUAUCAGCAGUAAUCUACACUGCUGAAAGAGAAAGAUUACUGUUGGGGACUCAGUGCUGAGAGCUGACUUCAACUCUUACGAGGACCGAUGCACUCUGGGAAGCUUGUCUGGCUCUCUGAACACAUCUCUGACAAGCCUUUUUGGAGGGGAUAGUAAUUGUUAGAAUGUGAAAAGUUAAGCAUUGGCAGAGUAUGAAUAUAAUAUUAUUUCAGAUUUUAAAAUGGUUAUAAAAACCACAAGUUAGUGUCUGUAGAAGGUUCCUUGGUGGUCUUGCUGUUUUUGCCAUUUGCUGGCUAGGACUAGAACCCGGGCCUUAUGCAUACUAGGCAAGUGCUUUACUACUAGUGACCCCUCCCCUCACCACCAAACAUAUAUUUUUCCUUUUUAUGGGGUUUGAACUCAGGGAUUCAUGUUUGCAAAGCAGG
Messenger RNA from Castor canadensis (American beaver), 1928 nucleotides. NCBI's taxonomy places the organism in Eukaryota, Metazoa, Chordata, Mammalia, Rodentia, Castoridae. The record is from RefSeq and is a predicted model, not a curated record.